AUGCCGACAUGCACCCGAUUAGGUUGCGGGCAAGAUUUCCACUCCUCCGCUCCCUGCACAUACCAUUCCGGCACGCCGGUUUUUCACGAAGGUUUGAAAUCCUGGUCAUGCUGUCAACAAACGCACAAGCCAGUGACGGAUUUCGAUGAUUUCUUACGAUUGCCAAGAUGUUGUACGGCCGAACGGCAUUCGGAUGUCAAGGUUGCGCCUUUGAAGAAGGAGGACAAGGAGAGGGAUGCGGGAGGGAAGAGUGGUGUGGACAAGGAUGGGAAGGAGUACUAUGGACAGCAACAGGGUAAAGGUGCGGGUCAGGGUGCAGCGCUUAGCGCGAAUCAUCUCGCAAGUCUGCAAAGGAUGAAGGUGGCAGAGACUUCCAAAGAAAAGGGCAAAUCCUCCGUCGUGGCAGAAGCUCCAAAGGAAUACGUGGAGCAGCAAGACCCCCCAGAUGCAGUCGUGUCCCACGGAAGCACUUGCAAAAGGUUGGGCUGCGGCGUCAAGCACACGCCUGCAGAUGGAGAGAGGAAGAGACAGGAAGAGAUCUGCACGUACCACAAAGGAGCGCCAAUCUUUCACGAAGGCUCUAAAGGCUACUCUUGCUGCUCCAAACGCGUGAUGGAUUUCAACGAUUUCUUGAGCAUAAAGCCCUGCACCACAUCCAAGGCCGGUCAUCUCUUCGUCGGAUCGAUGGACGAGGAGACGGAGGAGCAAAGGCGGACAGAUGGCUUCGAAAGGGUGGAGUGUAGGAUGGAUCAUUACGAGACGCCAAAGGACGUUCACGUGACAAUAUACGCCAAGGGGGUUGACAAGGAAGAUUGCAAAGUGACAUUCAAAGAGGAUCAGGUGAAGUGGCUGGCUGCCUUGCGCGACUUGGUCGGCACUCGGUCCAAGCCGGGCGUUUUACUGAUCAGCCACUCCCCAAACAUUUCCCCCGACGCUAUAUACCGAUCGAAUGCGUCUCUCUGA
This is a messenger RNA of Ceraceosorus guamensis, 963 nucleotides long. Its product is annotated as chord-domain-containing protein. The record is from RefSeq and is a predicted model, not a curated record. NCBI's taxonomy places the organism in Eukaryota, Fungi, Basidiomycota, Exobasidiomycetes, Ceraceosorales, Ceraceosoraceae. The transcript has 2 exons. The coding region runs from base 1 to 963 and encodes 320 amino acids.